GGGCCCGCGCGUAGCGGCCAAGCCAGCAGCAGCUUGUAGGCCCAGCGCGGGUGCAGGAGGACAGCGCGGCGGAGCCCCCCGCUUUCUCCACACCCCAGCAUUCUAGAGCACAUAAAUAGUGGCGCCCUGGCGUCCGGGUGCAGGGCGGCUGAGGCUCGGGGGAGGGGCAGCAGAGCAAGUAAGAGCAGAGGGAAAGCACUCUGGAGUCCUGCGAGGGAAAAUGGUCUGUGGGGCCCAGUGUGGCGGCUGCGCACCUGGCGGUGGAAGAAGGCAAGGAUAGGCCCAGAAAAACAACCAGAAAAAAAUCUCAUCAUGGCAAAUAUCCACCAGGAAAACGAAGAAAUGGAGCAGCCCGUGCAGAAUGGAGAGGAAGACCGUCCUUUGGGAGGAGGUGAAGGCCACCAGCCUGCAGGAAAUAAUAGACGGGCACAGGCCCGCCGACUUGCCCCUAAUUUUCGAUGGGCCAUACCCAAUAGGCAGAUCAAUGAUGGGAUGGGUGGAGAUGGAGAUGAUAUGGAAAUGUUCAUGGAGGAGAUGAGAGAAAUCAGGAGAAAACUUAGGGAGCUGCAAUUGAGAAAUUGUCUGCGUAUUCUUAUGGGGGAGCUCUCUAAUCACCAUGACCAUCAUGAUGAAUUUUGCCUUAUGCCUUGACUUCUGCCAUUUUCCAUGAGAUUAAUACUGUGAUUCCCACUGUUUUCCUUUUCCUUGCAUUUUCGUGAUAUGCCUUUACUGAACUGUUUGCUGUGAACCUUAUGUUAUUUCCUUGUCUCAAGUGGGUCUUGUGUUGCCAGCUUCUGACUGAAGAUUGCCUUUGCACCCAGCCUAAGUUUCUGUCAGCAGUAGAGUUUUACCCAUUUGCAUGGAAAAAUGUAAAGUUAAUAAAGCAGUUAAAAAGCAA
This is a messenger RNA of Marmota monax (woodchuck), 898 nucleotides long. It is a transcript of the gene Bex3, whose product is annotated as brain expressed X-linked 3. Gene Ontology annotation, cellular component: cytoplasm; cytosol. Gene Ontology annotation, biological process: signal transduction. The coding region runs from base 313 to 651 and encodes 112 amino acids. NCBI's taxonomy places the organism in Eukaryota, Metazoa, Chordata, Mammalia, Rodentia, Sciuridae. The transcript has 3 exons. Gene Ontology annotation, molecular function: signaling receptor binding. The record is from RefSeq and is a predicted model, not a curated record.